CAAGUCUUACAACUUGGCCGACAAAAAUGUUCACGAAACGGGCCCCUGAUGCAGAAUGUAAGUCUGGUCCAAAAGGGCGUCAAGUAUCAUGCCAAAAUUCGACUUUUGACCCAUGCAUUUUAUUCCUCGGAUAUCCAGUGAAGUGUGUCAUCCAGACUAUGAAGACAUUAGAAGCAGACAUCAUUUUAUUCGGGUACAAAGUACAAGGUGAUGAGAACAAUGUCAAAAUCGGGGGUAUUGGAGUUUUCAUUGUAAAAGAUUUAGCAUGAGCUCAUUAUUCAGAUUCAUUCGAUGUGAAACCGCAAACUUUAACGUGGAAAAUGAUGCUGAUAUUACCCGGUGAUAGAAUCACCUUCUUUCAAGCCAAACGGGUGUACUGGAAUCUAAUCAUAUGACUUGAAACUAGAUUAAUUUACAUCCCUAGCUAGCCAGUGCUAGUUUGUGUUUAAUCGAAAGGGCGGAACGGUGUGACCUCCGUUGUUGGUCUUUAGUUGCUUAGGUUAAGGCGAUCAAAACUUUAUCUAGGAGUCGUCGAGAAAGAAAUCUAAUCAAGAAUGAUGUUUGCUACAUCGAAACUGACUGCUAUAACGGCUUUUAUAGCUAGUAUGGUGUUCUGUAACAUCCUUGCUUCAACUUCGUCUCCCGCAGAGUGUGCACCGAGCUGUAAUUGCACAAGAGUUCCUUCCAACGAUGUUUGCAAACCACUUCUGAGCUCGUCCAAGAAUGAUCAUGUCAAGUGCAUCUGCCCAGAAAACGGACUGAUACCUGACGAUUUUCUGGAUGUACUUUGUCUUGAUGUAGAGUUUGAAGGUCAAGCUGUACUUGACAGUGGAUCUUUCAGCAUGAAUAAUUUCAGCGACCUGUACGUUUUAACAAUCUCUGGCGUUCAGUAUAUCAAAGCAGGUGGUUUCAGAGCAGUGGCCAGUACAGUACAUAUUCUUUUUAGAAACAUGUCUCUUGACGUUUUUGAGAAGAGUGUUUUCAUGUACCUGAAGCAACUUCUAGAGAUUCGUGCUGAUAAUAAUUACAUUAGUGUUCUGAAGGAUGGAUGCUUUGAAGGUCUUACCCAGACCCUUAAGCUCAAUUUAUCAUAUAAUUCUAUAUCGAGUGUUUCCAGGGAUAACUUCCUUGGACUGACAAUGUUAGAGACACUCGAUCUUUCAUGGAACAUCAUCGUUCGACUCGAACCAAGAACUUUCGAACUGAUGCCAAAACUUCAAACACUGAACCUUGCUUCAAACGUCAUUGUACGAAUCGACCGAGGUACCUUUCUGAAUUUGAACCAACUGGGAACACUCAAUCUUGAUGAGAACCAAAUCAACGUUCUUCCAGAGCCACGUGUCUCGGAAUCAAAGAGUCAACCAGUUACCGUAAUCAUACGCCACAAUCCUCUACGAUGCGAUUGUCGCAUGAACUGGGUAAACUCUUGGAUUAAGACCGAGGGUCCACAAAUCUCUGGUAGUUGCGAAUAUCCGGAGACGGUCAAAGGAGACACAUUGAUCAAAGCUUACGAAGAACCGAUGCCACAAUGCAAAGGCAAUAACUCCAAGAUAUUUGUAGGUAAAGGGAGUAUGGCCAUACUGACCUGUCCAUUUGUUUAUGCGUCCUGGGUUGUUCCUGGUAUGCCUAAUGAUACUCUCCAGGACUCAGGGCAGAGCGACAACCAUUAUUUCCUGACCAAUCGUGAUUCACUCGUGGUAUGGAACGCCCAAAAGCAACGAGAAGGCGUUUACACAUGCACCACAGAAGAUGGAGAAGAAUCAAUGGUCUACGAUCUUUUUAUUUACUCCAAACCAAAUAUUUUGUUGAUCUUUUUUAUCAUUUUUGUCAUAUUGUGCCUUUUAUCAAUUUGUUACAUUUUGUACCGUCACGGUUGCUUUAAUAAAUGUCAAAUAAAUGGAUACAAGGACAUGGCCGACCAGAAUGAUGGGAACAUAAGAUACGUUAAUAACCAAAUCAUGCCACCUCACUCUUAAAAAUAUUGGGCAAUAUAUACUGUCCACACAACAAUUGGUCAAAACUUUAUCCAAUUCUGGUUAGUUUUAAACCAACAAUGUGUGCUUUGGCUGAAAACUACACAGUAUUGGUUGAAAACUACCCAGAGUUGGAUAAAAUAUAUCAACCAAUUGUUGUGUGGACAUUAUGUCGCCCAACAUUUUAAGAUUGUAUGGCUUGUUGCUCCUGGUCGGGGCGAACCCAAAGACUUAAUAAUUUUGAAUAAUAUUUGUUUCUGAAAGCCUUAGCAUGUUUGAUGUAAAGAGAUAUCAUAUUCUAUAUAGAAUGAUAAAUUCUCGCGUACUUUCAAAUUUUUGACCAGCUGGUCUAGCGCGGCUGCGAGAAAACGAACAUCUCGUAUCACCUACUGGACUGAAGAAUUUGAAACCAUUAUCAAUAUAGAAUGAAGAGGAAAAUGUUUCUUUUCACUUGGUACCAACUAUUCUUGUGGUGUUAUUAUGGUGAUGUCCUUAUGAUAUUUCGGAAAUGGGUGGUGAUUGGAAUUGUGUAUUGGAUACAAAGAAAGGUGUUCAGGGUAGUCAAAGUUCAUAUUAUAAAUCACCGCAAAAAUUAAUUCAACUUUGUAAACAAAGAUCAAGAAGAUUGACAGAUAUUUGGAGAAAGACCCAUUUAGAUACGAAACAAUUUACCUGGAGAAAUUUAUAUAUAUCAUCUUUAUUCGCCAAAUAAUGUGUAACAUAUAUGUGGCACUUCUAUAAAAAAAAAAUUGAAUACACAAAUAGGGAGAGAAGAUGGGGUAAAUUGAAACUAAGUAAUACAUAAAAAUUCUAUCAACUGACCAUUUUCUUCCCUACUUAACGUAUUACAUACACUUUCCAGGGGGCCGUUUCAUAAAGCUGUUCGUAAGUUAAGAGCGACUUUAAGAACGACUGGUAUCCUUUCUUACGCGCUAAACCAUCGCCAAUGAAUAUACCAUUUACCACAAGAAAGGAUCACCAGUCGUUCUUAAAGUCGCUCUUAACUUACGAACAGCUUUAUGAAACACCCACCUAAAUCUCUUACUAGCUGCUAUAAGUUCUUUCAAAACAUUCACAUCCAUUUCUUUACAAGCCUUGACAUCACAGUUCUUACUCUUACUACUUUCACUAUGAAAAUAUUGCAUCUCGUUUAAAUUAUGACAAAGAGUUGAGAAAGUUUACCAUAUUUUAAAACCUUUCUCAUGAAUCCCGAACCAGUCUCCACAAUUACGUCAUAAAACUUUUGAAAUCUAUAUCUUAAAGCAUUCUCAAGAGAAUGACAAUCAGACAGUAAAGCUACCAAAUCACAAUGAGUCAUAUUAUUAAAAAAUCUGAUCUGAGAAUAUUAAAUUUACAUCAAAUAUUUUAAAAGGAGGAGGAUGUUGGAAAAUAAAUACAGAGGUGUUAAAAGAAAAAUGUUAUCUAGAGAAAAUGAGAUUAUUAAUCAAUAAUACUAUAGAAAGUACAAAUUUGUCUCCUAUGCAGAUAUGGGAAAACACAAAGAUCAAAGCACGUGAUCUCAGUGAACAGAAAGAAUACGUUUGUAUCAGAACAGAAGUGGAACAAAUAUAUGAAAAAAGAGUUUCAAGAGUCAGGUUGUUACAAAAGGUUAAAAGUGUACAAGUUAUUUUUUAGGUUUUUGAGAAAUAUAAUUCAGAACGAAAAUAUAUUGCCCAAUCAUUAUCUGUAAACAAAGAUAAAUAUUUUACUAAACAAAAAGAAAUAUUACAGGAAGUUGUAAAGUUUUAUUCUUAUAGAAAAUCUGAGUUUAAUAAAACUGGGAGAAAUAAUUUCUUCAACUCGAUACAUGUUCCAAAGCUGAGUGAUGAGGAAAGAAAUAAAUGUGAAGGAUUGUUAACAAGUGCCGAAUGCAAACGUGCUGCUUUUUCUAUGAAUAAAAACAAAUCACCUUGUCUGGAUGGUAUUCCCAUAUAGAGUUUUACCAAACCUUUUGGAACGACAACAAAUAUAUUUUAUUGAGCGCUCUUUAUGAAUACUUUACAAAUGGAGAAAUGUCUGAAAGUCAGAAAGCUGGUCUUAUCACAAUGAUUUAUAAAAAAGGAGACUAUAUAAAUCUAGAAAAAUGAAUGCCAAUCUCGCUUUGAAAUUGCGAUUAUAAAAUAAUGGCCGCAGUUUUGGCCAAACGAUUGCAAUCGGUUAUUGGACAGAUCGUUAACGAAGAACACACUAGAUAUAAAAAUGGAGCUUAGCUCCAUGGUUAUGUAAAACAUCUCCUAUCUGCUUACAAUAUACGUCUUUCAAUUGAUGUUAUUGAAUUUAUGAAAAGAAAAAUUACAUAAAUGGUGCUAUAAUGAUGGCAGACUUUUCUCAAGCUUUCGAUGUAAUAGAUAUUAAUUUUGUGUCUUCAUGUCUGGAAAAAUGAAUUUCGGAAACGAUUUUCAGGCAUGAAUAAAAAAUAUUGUACACAGAUAUAUUUGAAGCUCAGUAUUCAUGGUAUUAGUAAAUUGCUAGAUAUUAGAGUCUGUUUCAAUACAAAGGGGAAUCAGACAAGGUUGCCCACUUUCAGCAUUACUGUUUGUCCUCGCAGCAUAAUUCAUGUCUAACAAAAUAAGAAAUAAUGACUACAUAAAAGGUAUACCUGUUUUGAAACCUGAUGAUAAUUGUGAGAUCAAAAUACUUCGAUACCAUGUUCUUUGAGUCAGAUAAAAGAUCACUAGAAUUGAUAAAUGAAAGAACUUGAGUUAUUUGGAUAUGGAGCAGGUCCAAAACUUAAUAAAACUAAAACAGUUAUAAUGUGGGUGGGGGAAGUAAUUACAAAUGGCCACUCGAUGAUAUGAGUCUGUCAUGGACAGAUAUUCCGACAAAAUAAAUAGGGUUUUACAUCUCACCUGAUAUAGAAAAAGCACGCAACUAAGAAAAUAAAGUAACAAAAUUGCAAAGAUUAUUAGAUAAUUUGAGAAAAAGAAAGCUUGCUAUUUUGGGAAGAGUAAUCACUGUCAAAGCUCUAGGUUUAAGUCAGGUAGUUCACAUUUUCAUGGUUGAUAAAAUUAUUUAUGAGAAAAUGUUAAAAAGACUAAAUUCUUUAGAUACAUACUUUUAUUUGGCAAACAAAGAUGGAAAAGGUGAAAAGAACUAUAAUGACCAAGAAACUGGACAAUGGAGGGGCCGACAUGAUAUACUGUAUAUAUCCAAAAUUGAGCUUUCGACUAAGAUGGCUGGGGCGCACUCUUGCGUCAAGUAAAGGAAUUUGAUGUAAAUUUAGUUUAUAUUGGUUUAAUAUUUUAGGUGGUUUGAAACCACUCCAUAAUUCAGACUGAUGCUUCGAAUGUAAAACAUAUAUUCAAGCACCAACUUCCAGACUUUUACAUUGGUAUAUUACAGGCCUGGUUAAAGAUAAGGAAUAAUGCUUGUUUAAAAUAACACCAUAAAGUACAUGGAGUACCAUGCGAAAUUUUGUUGCACAAUAAAAAUGUAACCUUUCGCAACAUCACCCUAUUUUUUAAAGGAUGGUAUAGAUCUGGGAUAGUAUUUUUGAAAGAUAUUCUCAGGAAUGAAAAUUUCUUCCCUUCUUAAAUCGCAGAGGAGUAAGCAAAGAUUGAUAUUUGACUAGACUCUACUACGCCAGGCUAUCCCUAAAAUUUGGAUAAAUAAUAAUGCAACAGCCUGAAUCGCAAUAAUAAAUCUUCAUUAGAAAUUCCCAAAAUAAAUGUAGGAGCCAAAAAUCAAAUUAAAUAUAUUCAUGAUAUUUCAAGUAAACAAUUCUAUAGACUCUUAUCUUAUGAUGCAUUGGGAACAGAUAAUUGGGUCACCACUUGACUGGACAAAACAACUUGCAUUACUGUAAAGAAAAUUCUUCCCUUCUUAAAUCGCAGAGGAGUAAGCAAAGAUUGAUAUUUGACUAGACUCUACUACGCCAGGCUAUCCCUAAAAUUUGGAUAAAUAAUAAUGCAACAGCCUGAAUCGCAAUAAUAAAUCUUCAUUAGAAAUUCCCAAAAUAAAUGUAGGAGCCAAAAAUCAAAUUAAAUAUAUUCAUGAUAUUUCAAGUAAACAAUUCUAUAGACUCUUAUCUUAUGAUGCAUUGGGAACAGAUAAUUGGGUCACCACUUGACUGGACAAAACAACUUGCAUUACUGUAAAGAAAAUAGACUGAAAGAAUUCAAUUUUAAGAUCAUAUAUAAUUUAUUGUCAGUAAGAAAGAAUUUGUUUGAAUUGAAUGCUAUAGCAGAUGGAAGAUGCCUGCAUUGUUGCGUGGACGAAGAUAAUGUACAUGCGUUCGUUGAGUGUAAUCUAAAUAAGAGAUUUUUCCCUAUAUUUGACAUUAACAAUAGCUAAGUUUGAAUACAAUGUUGACCUCAACUGAAAUGCUUUACUUAAAGUUCACAAAAGUAUAGAUAUAUACUUAUAAGAAAUAAAACAGGAAAAGAUUAUCGAUAAUUUAAUUUGAAAUAUUUAUUUGAAAAAGAAAUACGAAAUAUGUAAUCUGAUUUUGAACGUUGAAAUGCCCUUACAUGGUUUAAAAAACAUCUCGCAUCGUAUUUGCUGUGCGUUUACUCGUCGAAUGCUGUGAACAAAAUACGUUUCUCUUAAAGUGUGAAUGCAAAAAAAAAUGAAUACGUUUUUUAUGCUAUUCAGAAACAUGAAGGUUCAUUGUACACAAAGCUGGAAAGACGGGGCUAAUAAUUAAGACAAUUAAGGCCAAGAACUGACUUCCACGAGGCAAAAGGCAAAGGCCAUGACUGUCCAAGGCAAAUGACCAAAAUUCAAGGCCAAUGACUUGUGACCUGGGGGUGGGGGGGUCAAUGUCAAGAUCAAGGAUUGACUAGCCAAGGAAAGGUCGAUCCCCAAGGUAAGGACUUGUGACCCGGCGGGGAAACGUGUGACCUCUGGGCGCAAGGCCAAUUAUAGCCAAGGACUGAAAGUGCCCAAGGCAAAGGACCCCAAGGUCAAUCAAGGACUUGUGACCUCCUGGCGGUCAAGGCCAAGACCAAUCAAGGACUAAGUCAGAGGACAAGACCAUUACUAUUUUAUAUGUAGAAUGGGUGAAGGAAAAGCUAUGGCUUACAUCUGUCAUGAAUUAUUAUUUUCAGUAGCGAGUAUUGUGUUAUGACUCUCUGAAACUCUUAUGUAAUAAGUGGAGCCAAUUCUGAAAAGAAAAAAAACAAUUUAGAUCCUGUGAACUAUGAUAAAUGUGAAGUACACUUACACAGAAAGAAUAUAAUUUGUUUCAUUGGUAUAAGUCAAGACAUUUAUCAAAGUUGUUAUAAAUAUCUACAUUAUGGUCGAACUCUUGAUUUGUUGGCGAUGCUAUGGUGUCUAGUUCAUGUGGCUCUGUCGGUCUGUAGUUCUCUUCCUCCUCGAUAGCUCAAGAGGGGUGAGUUAAUGUUAUGAUCAAAGACACUUUAUACAAAAAAUGUAUUGAAUUUUGAUAAUUGAUCUGUAUAUUUUCUUGUUUAUUGAAUUUAUGAAGUUCGGAACUUGUACAUCAUUUUUCUUACGUUGUUGGAUAAUGCGCAGAAUUAUAAUGAACGAUAAUUAUGAAUAUUAUAUGAUUGGCCAAAACUUGCGACGUCAAGAAAAUGUUAUUGAUUAUUAUGAUGAAAAUAUAUGAAAAUGUUUGAACGAUAUGACUGAUUCAAUGUAUCCUAUCAGUUUAUUUGAUAAAUAAUCCUAUUUGUUUUGGAAAGUACAUUUUUAUGAAAAACAAUCAAUGUGAGUAAUUCCAUCAGAAGUGGUCGUUAUUUUUAUAUUAUUUUAUGAAGUAGGCAUCACUAGUACUCUAUAUAAAAUAGUGUAUGUUAUGUGGACAAGAUGUAAAAAGAAUGAAUAUAUAUAAAAGAGUUACGUAAAAUAAUUUGAUUCGUUAUUGUUUUGUUUAUAUUAUGAAAUAAAGGUUCCUUUUUAUUG
Messenger RNA from Lytechinus pictus (painted urchin), 7838 nucleotides. Its product is annotated as phospholipase A2 inhibitor beta-like. The transcript has a single exon. NCBI's taxonomy places the organism in Eukaryota, Metazoa, Echinodermata, Echinoidea, Temnopleuroida, Toxopneustidae. Gene Ontology annotation, cellular component: plasma membrane. Gene Ontology annotation, molecular function: protein binding. The coding region runs from base 555 to 1976 and encodes 473 amino acids. The record is from RefSeq and is a predicted model, not a curated record.